AAGGGAGGGAGGGAAGGAAGGAGAGAGGGAGGGAAGAAGGAAGGAAGCAAGGGAGGUGAGGUGAGGUGCCGCCAGCCGCCUUGUCGCUUUGCUUUCCGCAGCCGGCGCGGAGGAGGGGACAGCCCUCGGCAGGCGUCCCGGCAUGCUGAAAGUCACCAUGCCCUCCUCCUCUUCCUCCUCCUCCUCCUCAUCCUCCUCCUCAUCCUCCUCCUCCGGCUCCUCGGCCGCCGGCCGCCCCGGGUCUGCCGCCCCCGACUACUGGAUCGACGGCUCCAACAAGGACACCCUGGCCCACUACUUCGAGCUGGAGUCGGAGCUGGGACGUGGGGCUACAUCCAUUGUCUACAGAUGCAGGCAGAAAGGGACCCAGAAACCUUACGCCGUCAAAAUGUUGAAGAAGACAGUAGACAAGAAAAUUGUCCGCACAGAAAUUGGAGUUCUGCUUCGCCUUUCGCAUCCAAACAUUAUAAAACUGAAGGAGAUAUUUGAGACCCCCACAGAAAUCAGUCUUGUUCUGGAAUUGGUCACAGGUGGAGAGCUGUUUGACAGGAUUGUGGAAAAGGGUUACUAUAGUGAACGAGAUGCUGCUGACGCUGUUAAACAAAUCCUGGAGGCGGUUGCUUACUUGCAUGCAAAUGGGAUUGUGCAUCGUGACUUGAAGCCAGAAAAUCUACUCUAUGCAACGCCAGCACCAGAUGCACCGCUAAAAAUCGCUGACUUUGGACUUUCCAAAAUUGUGGAAGAUCAGGUGACCAUGAAGACAGUUUGCGGAACUCCAGGGUACUGUGCACCAGAGAUACUACGGGGAUGUGCCUAUGGCCCCGAGGUGGACAUGUGGUCUCUGGGGAUUAUCACCUAUAUCCUACUUUGUGGCUUUGAACCAUUUUAUGAUGAAAGGGGAGAUCAGUACAUGUUUAAGAGAAUCCUGAACUGUGAAUAUGACUUUGUGUCCCCCUGGUGGGAUGAUGUCUCUCUGAACGCCAAGGAUUUAGUUAAAAAGUUGAUUGUUUUAGACCCCAAGAAGCGUCUCACCACUCUACAGGCUUUGCAGCACCCAUGGGUCACAGGGAAGGCAGCAAACUUCGCACAUAUGGACAAUGCACAAAAGAAACUUCAAGAGUUCAAUGCCCGGCGUAAACUUAAGGCUGCAGUAAAAGCUGUGGUGGCGUCGACUCGCCUCGGCAGCGCCAGCGGUCACAGCGCCCACGACAGCAACAAGCCCAGCCGUAACCCAUCUCCCGUCCAUGAUGGCAAACCCGAAGAGAAACCCACUCAGGAAGCAGAAGCAGCUCCAGAAGAAAUGUCUUAGGUCGAUGGGCUUCCUUGUUUCAGCUGAGAAUACGUCAUUUCAUACACCAGCUAACUUGUCAUUCAGCAAGAGAGAUUCGUAAGCUUGGCCUCUCUGGUUCUGCUUUGGGGUGCCAAAUGCACUGGCUGGUGAUCCUACCUUCAAUGCAUGUGACUGCUUAUGAAAAUAGUAAACUGUUCCAUAAGGCAUGUCAUGGAAACAGUGUUAUUUGCAGUAAUACCGGCAGGUGAAAACAUGGGGAUAAAUAACUACCUACCAUAAUGCGUAUGCUUUAUAUACAUCUAUCCAGUGUUUCUAGAUGGCAUUUGAAACAAAAUACUAUUUAGUUUGGUUUUAUGGAAGUAGGUGUCUUCUGUAUGUCGUGAGUUUCUUUGAACUGAUUCCUUUCAGAUUCAUAGUGCUGCAGCAGACGAAAUGGAAGGAAAUACCAAGCCAAUGCUUUUAAAACUGAUGUACGAGAUAAUGCUUUUUAUCUGUAAAACUCAAAAAGUAUUUGGGGAUUUAUAUGCAAAAAACAUUCCACUACUUCUGGGAAGAAAUUGAAAUGUUAGUUCCACUAGGCAUGAAAAUGUAUGUUCCUCAAGCUUGUGUUGAGAAUGCCUUAUUCUGAAUUUUCCUGUUUAUAUACAGUAUUUUAAUGACAACCAAAAUCACUCAGUUUUCUGCCAUUUCAUUCUCUAGUAAAGAGUUAGCAAAACAAAACAAUAGACUAAAAGAGGGUUAGAGUAGAUGCAAAUUUUUGAAAUACCAUUAUAUUUAUUCAUUAAUUUCUAAACUGUGCAGCUAGAAGAUGUUUUUCUAGGGCCUAAGGGAAUAAUCUGCAAUUAUACAAGUUGUAAAUGCUUGAAGGAAGCUAUUCCACAACUUAAUGAUUUUGCUCUGGGGAAACACUCUUAUACAAGGUCUGGGAGCAAAUAGUAUACUCUAGUUGCUUCCUGGGUAGUUUAACCGUAUGAGUAACCAGUUUCCACUUGUCAGCAUAAUUAGUCCAGAUUUUCCUAACAAGGACCGCUCCUGCAAAGUGAUCCACCAGCACAGAUCUUGCAUCCACUCAGAGCUCCUCUGUCUUAAGUUAAAAGCUGUGUGCAUGGACCAGCUUGCAAAAGUAGGAUCAGGCUCUUCACCUGUCUUGAUUUUUUCAUUGAAUGUAAUUGAUAGGAAUUGAAAAACUUACAUGCAUCAGUGUGUCUGACCGUUUACAUUUGUUUGUUAUCACUUUGAUAGCACGUGAAUUUCGUAAUGUUAUUGAUAUAUUACAGAAAUGGCAAAAAGACCUAAUGUACAACAAUGUCAUUUGUGUUUGUUAAACUUUUUAAUACUGAUAGUUACCUAAGACCCUAAUACACUCAGUAUUCCUCUAUUGCUUUAGUUGUUUUCAUGUUAAGUUAGGCCUUGCACAACUUGCCUUGAAAAAUAUAUCAGCUACUGAAAGAACAAGUCAUUAAUAAAACAUUCAGUAGCUACCUUUUCUGGUGAAAUUAAAAGGUAAUGCAAUGUUAUUCAUAUGGUAGGUUUGAUAAAUAAAAUGUAAUCUAGAUUAAUAUAAAAAGGAAGAUUAAAGAUACUGUCUUUACUAGGUGAGAAUGCAUGCUAAUGAAAUGUACUGUACUUGAGAUUUUUUUUAUCUGUUUCUUACAACUCUUUGAGCUUGUACAAAAAGGUUUGCUAAUUAAGCACGGUUGAAAUUUAAAGUACAUUCACCCAUCCUUUUCCCAGGUGACACACUUUGAGGUCAGUUGAAAGAGCUGGUGGGGGCAUGGCAGCUGUGAACAGGUCAAGACACUUUUGAAGAUUUUCCCUUGAAAACAAGUACAGUAGGACUGAUCCCUUCGGGGAAGGUGAUAGGUACACCCACCUGUCUCACUUUUUUCCUACCUUUCUUAUCUCCUGCGAGGGGACUGCAGGACGGAUGCAUUUCUCAGCCACAGGUCUCUCCCUGGUUACAGCGGUGAAGCCAUCCGAGUUCGGUCGGUGGGGAGGUUGGAAGGGAGAGGGUGGGAUUUCUGUAACUAUUCCUCCUGCAUUUGGGAUGCUUGCUUCUAAUCUGCAGGAGUGGAGCCAGCUGCACAGUCAUUGUGCAUCUAUGAGUGCUUGAGCAGGAAUAUCUUCGUCUGAGGCACGGUGUUUGUUGAGCUGGAAAGUAGUGCCAGCUGAUUGCUAAAGUUAUCCCUUGCUGAAUUAUACCAUAGCAUAUCAUGAACAGGAGCUGAUGCCAUGCAUAGACCUCCUAUGACAGCACGAUCUCGGAGGCAGCUCUGUCUUGUGCAUAAAGGCUCUGGGGCUUCAGUUUAGCUUAUUUUUCUUUUAUUAUGCUCAAUAUGAAACAACCAGGAUACCUGUGCUGAACGAAUCACCAGUAGGUGACUCAGUAAAGUAGUAUGUCUGGCUUAUGUCUGACAGUACUAUACAGAAGGCAGAGCAGCGCUAGGAUGUACGCAUGUAAGCGAAGAAAGGAGUGUUACGUGCAUUGUUUUUCUCUGAAAAAUUACAUCCCAAUGGCAUCUGCCAUAAUUCAGACUUGGGAGUAGAACACCAGUGUCUUACCGUGGCUGAAAUAUAUGAACACACCAGAAAACUAGUGGAGGUGGACCAGUUCCACAACUAAGUAGAAGAUUACUGAUGCUCUUUUCUGUUGAAAUCCUAGGCUUUAGGUUUUUUAAAGUGUUCAACAUAUUAGCAAAAUCCUUCAACUACAAAAGGGGGAACCUUGCCAUCGUUUUGAAGUAUUUGAACGUAGCAAAAUUUUUCCUUACAGGCAGAUUGUAGUAUUUGCCAAUGAAAGUCUGAUAUUUAAGAGCUAGGCUGAGGACCUGAUGGCUGUUAAAUGGCUAACGAUUUCCUGCCUUUGCACAACAACAGGGUUUUUUUGCAAGUUCAGAGCGAUUCACUCCAAAACACAGCAGAUUUGUGGUCAUUUGGAAGACUUUUGCUUGUGAUCUUGCAGGGGGCAGGGGGGACUGCACUGCAUGAGCCCGGUGCUGGUUGGUUCCCUGAAGCUUGUGCUUUGCUUUGUAAAGACGCAGACGCACACACUGUCAUCAAACUUUUGAAUGCAAAGAGCAUCCAGGCAAAAGUUUGUGAUAACGGUGUGUGCUGCGGAAGAAGGGUACUCAGGGGUCUGUCGGGCUGUCGGGCACCUGGAGAGGAGGGACAGAAAUUGCCCAAUAUCUCCUUUGUGAGGACCCCAUGCCUCGGUGAAUAAAGCACAGCGCUCUGAAAAGCCAUGUGGUGCUAGAGGGGGAUAAAAGCGGCAACCAAAAAGUUUUUGGAAGGGGCUCAGAAGAGCCAGGAGUCCCAGGCCGGAGGCUCACAGGCAUUGGGGCCAUUGCCAGAUAAAGAUCCUUCUCCUAGACCUCAUGCUGCAGGUGAAACACAGACGCAGCUGGCAGCUGUGAAGGGGAAGGGAGAGCAGCACCGCAUUGUGGGAAGCAGGGAAAGGGCAGAAGAUGCUGGGGGUUGUCAGUGUCCAGCUGAGCAGAGGGGUAGCAGUGUCUGCUAAGCCGCCAAUACAGGAGGAACUCUGGAGAAUAAACACCCAUCUCCAAAUAACGAUGGGUGACUGUCCCUCGGCUCCCGCACACAUCCUGGGGCGUGCUGUUCCCCAGAUCCCUGACGUGCAGCUCCCGAGGCCCUGUUUUUUUCAGCGUGGCACAUGAAGGUGUCGGGUGGAGGGCUGCCAGCAGCUCCUGGCACGGUGUCCUGCGCGGUGCCUGCUGAUGGAGUGAUGGACACUCACGAGCCUCAGCGCCGUGCCUUGGCCCCUGGCUUGUGCAGAGGCUGUGCACUUCUCCUGGUGAGGAGCUCAGUUUUGUGUGUCUGAGCCUACCUUGUUGCUGCUCAGGUUAUGAGUGUGUAGCUCAUGAGGGCAUGGCGUUCAGGUAAUGAAAAAUAUCUUCUUAUAUGGGAGAGAAGCAGGAAUGAAGCUAACCAAGCAAGAUGCAGAGUUAGACCUAGAGGGGAUACAAGCAAGUCCUGGAGAUACCAAAGUUAAACAAAGAGACAGUUCAGAACACCCUUAAAGUUACUUUAUAAAACAGUAACAGCUCAAAGAAUGUCCUUUCCUCCCUUCCAGAGUAAUUUCAGUUAGAACAUAGAACCACAACAGUGAUUUGUAAAAGAACUUUGGUGUCCCUGAUAAGCCCCUGCACAAUACCACGCUGCAUGUUGCAACAAAACCCAUCAGCUCCAUUGCAAAAUAAGAAGAAAAUAAAAUUGUAAGGAAGGAAGAGGAGAAAAAUAAGAAGAAAAUAAUUACAUAGUCUAGUUAUAUCUAGAAUGUAAGGAUCUGAAUUCCAGAAGAUGUAUAAACUUUUACGGACAGUACUCUAGAUUCUCAAUAUAAGCAAAAUUUUGCUUUAUGUCUGGGAAGUAAAACUUCUGGCCGUUGUAAUUCAGUGAAGGAGGGUCAGUGGAAAUAUGGACAGCAUCCCUUGGAGAGUGAAUCUUUUAACUUACAAGGAUGGAAUGAAGUACAUGCAUAUAACUAAAAAUCCAGCAAAACCAAAAAAACCUCCAACCCCUACAUCACAUGCUCUUCUGCCUCUCCAGAGUGGAAGAGAGAACAUGCACACAAUCAUGAACGUAGUCAUUACUGGAAUGCAUUCAGGUAUUUUGGGGAUAGGUGUAGUACAGAAGCAGGAACAGAAUGGAAUCGUCAAAGUAACGCAAUUCUGAACUUAUCAAUAAAAUUAUAUAUAUAUUUAAAAAAAUACAUGUACGCACACCCACAAAUAUAUAAAUAUAUGAAAAGAGAGACAGAGGCUGCUGAACAGUCUCUAAGAGCCAAGUCUGCAUCAACACUCGCACUAACAUCUUAAGCCAUCUUUUGCCAUGUUCCAGCAUUACUCAGCUGGAACUGAAACCUCAGUGUUUAACAUUCUUGUAUAGGUGGAUCAUCGCUGGAUAGAAUUCAGUGUAAUGGAUAUCAAGGUAUGAAAGAUUAUAAUAAAUACGGUGGUACAGAGUUUUCCCAGCUCUGGCUCCUUUAUACAAAGACAAAGUGCCCUUCGCCUUUCACAUGCACAGGACGUGGUCCAAAGUGGGGUGGCAACACAAGCACAGCAUCUUGUGGUGGGUGAGAACUGCCCUAAACUGCACCAGGGGCCCCUGCCAGGUGACAUUCCAUCCACAACACACGUGACCAAGAACUGACAAUCUAACCCUUAACCUGUGCAUCAGGAAGAUGCUUGGUGGCCAACGCACGUUAAAACGGCAUGUGUUCGCUUCUCUUAAGUAGCACAGAGCUCCUCCCACAGUUACAACUAAGUUUUUUUCUGUUCGCCUGAGAAAUUGCAGCAUUGCAGAGCGUUAUACCAUGAUACAUAAAGAGCAAAGCUUAAAAUAAAGGGAUCUUUUUCUUUUUUUUUUUUCCAUUUGAAACUGGGUUUCAAGAACAAGCGUUAAAAUGCAUUCGUGGCCAAACGGCUGGUUGUUUUUCUUCCCCUUUAUGCUUCAUCUUUUUUCCUGGCCCUGGACUGCAUGAGGCACCCAGGAAGAGCUGUCAGCUGCCAGUCAGUGGGAGAAGAGCCAUCUGACGCUUGGCAGGUUUCAGCUGCGCUGCCCGGACAAAUCUGCUGUUGCCCUUGGGUCUGUCAGAUGGUUUCGCUCCUGCUCAUUGAGUUGCUUGUGUUCCCAAAAGAGUCUGGGUCUUACUGGUCAGGUAUAAAUAUGUUCCUCCAUGAACCACCCUUGGUGUCAUUUGUCAUUGCCAGUUAGUACCCAGGGAGAGGUGUUGCUCCUUUCCCUCCCCGUUUCCUAGACUCAUGCUGUUUUCUGGCACCUUCCAUUUCCUUUCUCAAGAGCCUGUAUCUGGCUGACAGAAAUAGCCCAGUGCUGUGAAACGAAUGCCAGACAGAACCAGAAAAUAAUUCUGCUGCUUGAGUUAGUUUCCUGAUAGAAGAUGGAGGUGCCUGGGAUGCUGUAGAUGCAUUGCUGUAAGAGCUGCUGACGCUUGGAAUGAGGGGUUUGGAACAAAGGGACAGAAGAACAGCACCAAGCCACGUUCUGCUCCUCAGCACGGGGAAGCUCCUUCAUCAACAGCACCUUUUUCCUUCUAUGAGGGUGUGGUCAAUCAGAAGAAGUACAUCAGGCUUAGGAACUCUGAAAAAUAUCAUGUAUGCUAUGACUAAUGAUCUUCUUAAUACCAUUUACUUAAUACUGGCUGGUAUAUAUAAUGCCAUAUUUUAUGCAGCAUUGCCACUUACAGUGUUGGCAGAAGAAACAGUGAAGUCAGUUCAUAACCCCUCCCAGACCAAUUUGACCUGGACCUUACACCUUGGUCCCAUGUGUUGCCAGGAACUCUAAAUAAUGAUUUACUUUAUAAUACAAAACUGCGUGGAGCCAAUCAUUUCAUCUGCCUAUGUACACACAGAGAAAGUCAUAUCACAGAGAAAAAAACUGUAACUCUUAUCCCCAAAUUGGGUGGAUUCGGGAUGGCUCUCCUAAUCAAAAUUACUGUGGGGUGGAUUUUAGGCAGUUUUUCUGGUAACUCAAAAGCUGAGGCAACCCAUUGGGUAUGAUUUACAGCUGCAUGUGACGUGUGACCUACCCCAGACACAAUAUGCCCCAGUAGCCACUGAAUCAUAUUUAUUCAUCCACAGAGCUGUGUGUAGGGGUCUGUUUUAUCAUGGCAGGCCUCGGUAUCAUCUGUCACGUCCUUUUGAGCUGCUCUUUCCAAAAGAAAACUUUUUCAUUAAUCUAGGAAAUUUAAAUUAAUUGUCCACAAAGUCAACAGUUGUUCAUCUAUGUCUCCUUCACACUGCAGCCCCAAGGGAGGCUGGCUUCCAACCCCUGCCAAAGCAGUCAUGUUGGGCACCAAAUUAGUUGUGAUGAGGUUGUGAUGAGUUCAUUUAACCCUGCCUCAGGAAUUCUCUCUCUCUCACCCCGCCCCGGACAAGCCAGAGGAGCUGUAGGUUUUGCAAAGGUCCAGUGGUCAAAUUGCCAUACUUAACUAACCAAACAGGGUGUAUGAAGACUAAAGUGCAAAGACCCAUGGCUGUUUGAAAGCCAUGAAUCUGAGACAUUGCCGUUAAGCUCCAUCCUACACUUCUGCUUGAAGUUAACCAAAAUGAUUAGGCCCAUUUAAAUCAAGUGGCUUGGUCACAGCAAUAAAGGCACCUGUGUGAGGAUAUCUUGCAGAUUAAGACACAGUUUUUACAGACAUUAACCACAGAACCCUCCAAAUGUUAGCUCCGAAUAGCUGCAUUGCACUGUGAGAAACUGUAGCUACUAUACCUGCAAGAACCAGGGCAUCUAGGAAAAAACAGAUCCCAGGCAUGACUACGUUUCUUACAAAUCCAAACUUUACAUGAACGAGCACAACCACCACCACAAAUCUCUACUUCAAGUGAUAAACGCAGACAACAAAAACACCAGAGGAUUUUGCUACGGAGCACACCAAAGAUAGCUCCUUCUUAGCUUUCUCCAGACAAGGAAUAAGGUGAAAAGUGUCCAUAAGCGUUUUCUUCAAGGUCUCAGGUUCUCUGAUUUCUGUUAUUUUCCAGGCAUCAUCAUUAGCCGUGUUUCUGAGAAUAGGGCAUAUGCAUCCAGCGCCAGCCUUCUCUAGGUGGAAAAACCCCACCACUGACCCUACUUUUUGUUUGUAAGACAUCAAAGCUGUUUUGUUUGUACUAUUAAUAUGGCUCCCAGUCUCUUCCUCAGCUUGCUAUGGGGCCUGGAGUAGUCUUUAAUGGCAAAUAGGGGUUUGUCAAGAAACAUUUCAUUAAACCAAGCAAACCAACAGUAUGCAUAUUGAGAAUAUCUUUGAAGGAUAUUCUAAAUCCUGCUGCAGCAGGAUCUUCCUUGAGAAGUAUCUUCCUUGGGACUGAUAGUGACCCAUUGGACCCUGCAGAGGAUCCCAGGUUGGUGCCACCACCAACCUACUGCCCUCAACAUAGUGGUGUGUGCCUUGUUUGUUCUGCUCAAAUCUUUACUAUCUUGGCUGCAGGGAAACAGUAAUUACUAACUAAGAGAUUUUUGUACUGAAAGCAAUUAGAAACAAGAACAGUUAAACUACUAGCUGCUGAGAGCUAACCCCAGCUGUGUCUUCAUGCUAUUAUGCACAACAGGAAUCACUUCCUUCUUCACACCACAUGCCCAUGAGAAGUCAUGCUAAUGCUUCUGAUUAAAUAGCAGAAAUUUUAUUUAAUGUUCUCUAAAGGACAUUGUUUGGGGUUUGGUUGUUUUGGGUUUGUGUUUGGUUUUUUUUUUUCAGAAUACACAGUGUUGAGAGGCCUCUGCUUGUGAGAAAUUUAACUCUGAAGUUAUUAGGUGCUCAGGGAGAAGGAAAGAUGGAGAGGUGGAGGAUGAACUCUACUCCCUAAGACUAAGAUAAAAAGGACAGUCUUUCAGAACAGCAAGGGUGGCUUAUCCAGCUUGCGAGGGAGUGGGAGAAGAGAGGAAGAGUCACUGAGUCUGUCUCACCUGGAGGAAGCAGUUUGUUAGUCCCAAGGAUCUAUACCACCAUGCCCUUGCAAGCCUGGGAGGCACCAAGCAGAGUCCGGCUGGCUGCUCCAGACCCACAGUAAGGAGCUCAUCAGCUUAAGCUGGUUUUAACCUGAAGAAAUGGGAUACAUUAAGGGCUUGUGCCGUGCUGGGCCUUUGUUUGGAGGCUUCUGGUGGCUCUUGGCUUUGAGGCUGGAUGAGGACCAGACCAUAAGCAGGGAGUUUUGUGCUUCUGUUAAUUCAAGAGGAGUAUAUGCUGCAUGGUUAGGGUAUGUGCUGAUGCUUCCAAGACAAACAGACAAAUGGUGCUAUUGACUUGUAACACAAAGUACUUUAUAAGCCUGUUACAGAGGCUCAUUGAUCUCAGAGCAAUGGCGGCUGGACUCUUAAUAACAACAAUCAAAAACAUCAUGUAUCUACUAGACUCUCUCGAAUUAGCUCCGUGUCCUGUGUACCUGACUCCUUUUACUGCUUAAUGUGUAAGAAAUCCUCUACUGUCAACACUGUUUGCUUGUGCUAGCAAAGAUGUUAGCGACUAAAUAGAAAUUUAUGGACUGCUUGUUUACUUCAGACUAAGCCUGUUUAUGUAGUAACUUUUCUGUUACUGUGCAAAAGAACCAGAGAGAAAUUUGAACCAGAAAAAACGGUGGUUGUGUUGUUUCACUGUAUUGUGUUUGGGACCACUGUACCUGCUUGUGUGCUUGCAUGGAAAUGCUGAUAAGCCAUGAGAAUAUGCUUGCUUUAACGGUGGGAAGUCUAUUUUUAAUAAGUGGCUUGCAUGACUGAUCCGAUGCUAAAUAAACUAGUAAAUCUAGAAA
Messenger RNA from Calidris pugnax (ruff), 10569 nucleotides. RefSeq names its product calcium/calmodulin-dependent protein kinase IV (gene CAMK4). Gene Ontology annotation, biological process: protein phosphorylation. The record is from RefSeq and is a predicted model, not a curated record. NCBI's taxonomy places the organism in Eukaryota, Metazoa, Chordata, Aves, Charadriiformes, Scolopacidae. Gene Ontology annotation, molecular function: ATP binding; calcium/calmodulin-dependent protein kinase activity; calmodulin binding. The coding region runs from base 143 to 1309 and encodes 388 amino acids. The transcript has 11 exons.